This is a messenger RNA of Gymnogyps californianus (California condor), 2406 nucleotides long. RefSeq names its product transmembrane protein 120B (gene TMEM120B). Gene Ontology annotation, cellular component: nuclear inner membrane. Bases 33 to 1052 code for a protein of 339 amino acids. Lineage: Eukaryota; Metazoa; Chordata; Aves; Accipitriformes; Cathartidae. Gene Ontology annotation, biological process: fat cell differentiation. The transcript is spliced from 12 exons. The record is from RefSeq and is a predicted model, not a curated record.
GGGUGCGCGUGCACCGCGGCCGCCACCGCGCCAUGAGGGUGCAACUGGAGCGGUGCCGGGGCGAGUGGCGGGAGCUGGAGGAGGAGUUCCGGCAGCUCCAGGAAACACACAAAGUUUACAGGCAGAAACUGGAAGAAGUCACCAGCUUGCAGACAGCCUGCAGCAGCUCCAUACACCGGCAGAAGAAGACACUAAGGGAUCUGAAGCACAGCCUGCAACGGUGCAAGCCCAGAGCGAGUCCUGAAGAGUUUGCUCUCAUUCAGGAGAUCAGCACCCAGAUCAAGGAGAGGCAAAAUGCCUUCUUCGACAUGGAAGCCUACUUGCCGAAGAAGAACGGCUUGUACUUAAAUCUGGUGCUGGGAAACGUGAAUGUAACUCUCCUGAGUAACCAAGCAAAGUUCGCCUACAAAGAUGAGUAUGAGAAGUUCAAACUUUAUCUGACGAUAAUCUUGUUACUCGGGGCCGUUGCCUGCAGGUUUAUUCUCCACUACAGGGUGACAGAUGAAGUGUUUAACUUUCUGUUAGUGUGGUAUUACUGCACGCUGACGAUACGGGAAAGCAUUCUCAUUAGCAAUGGAUCAAGGAUCAAAGGCUGGUGGGUGUCUCAUCACUAUGUCUCCACAUUCCUGUCUGGAGUAAUGUUAACGUGGCCAGAUGGACUCAUGUAUCAAAUGUUUCGCAGUCAAUUUUUAGCGUUUUCAAUAUUUCAGAGUUGCGUUCAGUUCCUACAGUAUUAUUAUCAAAGGGGCUGCCUUUAUAGACUCCGUGCUUUGGGGGAGAGAAACCACUUGGACCUUACAGUAGAAGGAUUUCAGUCCUGGAUGUGGCGGGGGCUGACGUUUCUCCUUCCCUUCUUGUUCUUUGGGCACUUCUGGCAGCUAUAUAAUGCAAUCACGCUUUUUGGAUUGUCGAGGCAUAAGGAGUGCAAAGAAUGGCAGGUUUUUGUGUUGGCUUUCACAUUUCUGCUGCUCUUCCUCGGGAACUUCCUCACUACUCUCAAAGUGGUGCACACUAAACUCCAGAAAAACAAAGACAAAAUGAAGAAGCUGUGAACACCCCCUCCCUGGCAUGCUGGCUGCCGUCCCCCUGCCCGCAGCAGGCGCUGGCUUUGGGAUGGAUCCUGCUAAACCCCAGCUACACGACGGACGGGCUCGGAAGGACUCGUCCAUUUGGCGAAGGAUAUGGACUCUGCCAGCACAGACUCAGUAUUAACGCAAGCAUGGCUCUCCAGUCUGCAGUCCUGCUAUUUAUGUAUAUUUAAUACAAAACGUGUUUGCUUUUGGGGUUUUUUUUUCUGUAUAUAGAGCAGCAUGCACCUGCCCGGCAAAGCGCCAGCAUUGGGAGAAUGUGGGAUCUACUGUAAUUCCAAUUCUGGAAUGGUAUUUAACACUUUCCAGUUUUAUUAUUUAAAUUCUGGGUAUUGGAUUUGCAAAGGUUUAUGAACACUCCAGGUUGAUCGGUAAUACAGACCGAAUGCUGUUUUUAAAGGCAUUUGUUUAAGGCAUAUUUUCAGUGGCAAUACUGAACCUGUGUGUACUGUGGGGGGGGGGAAAAAAAAUGCCUGUCUUUGUACCAUACUGCUGCUAUAUACACUUUUAAAAAGCUACUUGAAGAGGAGAAAUCCUCUUUUGAAAACAAAACCAAGCAAGCAAAAGCAGUUUUUAAAUGGCAGGGAAAUCUGCUAGCCCUCUUCCAGGGAGACCAGGUCAUCUGUCCAGGCCUGGAAAAGACCUAAAUAAACCAUUCAAUAUGCAGCUGCUUCAGCCCCUUUUUAAUAACAAAUAUGCUGCCCUUCGCGUUGGUUUUUCGAGACACCAUUUCUCCUUAAAAUGGCCUUGAUCAGUGGCAGUAAGCGCAGUUGCACUUCGGUUUCUUAGUAUUUUUUUGCUCCCAGUGCAGUUCUGGAAAGGGGAGGACAGGCCCAGCAGAAAUAUUACAUACUUUCUUUAGAUGCUGCACUUAUACCAAUAAUUAAGAGAAUGUAAACACUCGUUCAGGAGGAUGGCAGAGGACAAAUACUGACUGCCAUCCUGUUUAACUCCUUGUGCUGCUUGAACUUAAACUUACUCAUUCAAAUAAGCUUGUUUUGGGUGCUGUAACAUCUGUACCUCCUAAGGCCAGCUGCAGUCUUGUGAGCUGCUUUAGGCAGCGUCUUUCCCAAGGGUGAAGGCUUCCUUUGAGCUAGCACAAAGCCCAAAUUGGGCAUAUGCUCUGGCAGCUUGAUCUGAAAAUGAUGCCCUUCUCCCAGUAAGCGUGCUCAUGAAGAAAUAUAUAUGCAUUACAGACUUGAAAUGGUUUCAUCAGUUCUGUUGCUGCGAGGCUAGCAAAAUUACCUUUACAGUGUCACUGUCCUGUGGGCAUGAACAAUAAAUUGCAAUUUGCAUAUUUUGAACAACUUUCACGCUA